AUGAAUUUUCUCCCUCACCAGCCGACCCAGCACGAGUUACGUCAGAAAAACCAGAACUUUGCCAAAGCUGCACGAGAUGGCAAGAAGCCUACCAAGCCGUCGCGCCAGGAGCGCCUCGCAAAGCAGAGCCCUGUCCCAUUGUGGGCACUUGGUAUUGUCGUCUUCGUCGUCUGUGGAGGAGUCAUCUUCGAGCUUGCUAGGCUCAUAUUCUUAUAG
Molecule: messenger RNA, 216 nt
Organism: Fomitiporia mediterranea MF3/22
Lineage: Eukaryota; Fungi; Basidiomycota; Agaricomycetes; Hymenochaetales; Hymenochaetaceae
Exons: 2
Coding region: 1-216 (71 amino acids)
Cellular component (GO): endoplasmic reticulum
Source: RefSeq, a predicted model, not a curated record